CCACCGCAUAUGUACACACAUAUGCAUAUAAAAAAUCCCGCUGUUCUUGAGGACAGAUUUUCGCUCCCCCUUGCUCGCCGCUUUUCUUUCCAUUCUACGUCGAGUCCACAGCAGGAUGCUCCUCAAAUUUUCAAAGUCGGAUAUCCUGAACUCGUCUCUUGUUUAUCCUGAGACUGGUGCUCUCGGAUAUACCAUCCUUACCAGGUCCCACUUUAUUCGUGACAGUGAUAAGGACUCAGACACAGAGAGUGAAGAUGAAAAUGGGGAGACUCGCAGGACGACUAUAUUCAAUAAACUAGGGGAGGUCAUUGCUGAGAUCGGAUGGAAGGGCAAGCAGCCAAUAGAGAUUGUCAUUGGCAAGGAAAAAAUCAUCGGAGCGAAAGGGAUGUUUGGGUGCUCGAGCGCCAUACUAUCUCGUAAUGUCCUCGGCAUACCCACACGCUUCGACACGGAGUACUUUUGGAUGGCAGCACAAGAUGGACUAACACUUCUUGACUACGAUUCAAAUCAGACAAAAGGUUCUUUCCACACCAACAGUAUGCAUGUCGGCGAACGCUUCAUUGCCGCCCCAAUACCCAGUCUGGGACAUGAUUAUCUAGAGUUUGAACCGCAUCCCCUCGUAUCAACAGAAGAACUCCUCGUUUCAUUUAUCCUGAUGGAAGUACUCCGCCGAAGUCGCUUCAAUCUCCAUACAGACUCAUCAGAUCGCUCGAAGCUCUGGCGGAGUACACCGCUCGUCAAUUGGGGCCGACGACUACGACGCAGAUCUAUUUGAUUUGUUCGGCCUGAUGAUUUAGAUUUUCCAUCGCUUUUCUGUUGCAUCUCUGUGCUUUCUUCCUCGCAUCUCUUGAUACCACUGUAUAUUCAUGCUUUGCAUGUCAUCGCUUUCGCUAACGUCGCUCGUUCCUGUGUAGCUCUAUCAACCCUAUCUCAUUUCGUUCAAUCUCGUGCAUUACUACUCUUCGGCGUGUAUUCGCCCUUUCAAUGUAAUACGGUACUGGUGCUGAGGAAGAAUGCCUUCCGUCAGCACGAGACUCAGCUCCUCAACAUCAGACCUUGACGCGUAUCGUCUCUUCUCGCUACUGUGCUAGAUAUUGCAUAUACAUUCGCCUAACUUCCGAG
This is a messenger RNA of Suillus clintonianus, 1122 nucleotides long. RefSeq lists its product as uncharacterized. Lineage: Eukaryota; Fungi; Basidiomycota; Agaricomycetes; Boletales; Suillaceae. The transcript is spliced from 5 exons. The coding region runs from base 116 to 775 and encodes 219 amino acids. The record is from RefSeq and is a predicted model, not a curated record.